ACGAGCGAAGAGUAUGCGUCCUGCCGCGCGCGCCAACCGUCUAUAGGGCGAGAAAGCGCGCAGCCGAGAGAACCGCGCGAGCUCGGUCUUCGUGGCCGCGACAUAGGCGCAGUCAGUCUCCCCUCGCCGUUCCGACUGCCUUCACGACGAUUUGUGCGCGAAUAUCGAACGGCGUCCACGUUCAGCGUGCUCGAGCGAAAACAAGCUCGGUUGGCUCUCUCUCGGAGGUACAUCUCCGUUCUCACGUGCGACUAACCAGUGACUUCGGUUCGUUCGGAACCUCGCAUCUCGCGGACAAUCUUUCUUCAUUAGUGAUCGGCGAGCCGUAUCAGUAGAGGGAUCGACUUUGGGAUCAGCUGGGUCGUCGACCCGUGAUCCUCUUUCUCUCUCUCUCUCUCUCAGUGUCGUCGCGUCGAGAGCGUUCCGCCGUGCACACUCUCCUAUUGUGAUCUCUUCUCGAUCAUCCGCGAGUGCCGCAGCGUAGUCCUACGAUCUCCACCCGUCGGUGAAUCGAGCACCCACCAGCAUGGUGGACCAAGAGCAACAGGACACAGUGCCGAGCGUGGUGGAGCUGAACGUGGGCGGCGUCUUCUACACGACCGCCUUGACGACGCUGACUCGUGAGAGCGACUCGCACCUGGCGGCACUCUUCACCGGCAAGUCCAACGUCGAGAAGGACGCCAAGGGCAAGUACUUUCUGGACCGCGACGGCGUGCUGUUCCGCUACGUGCUGGACUUCCUGCGUAACCAGGCGCUGGUAUUGCCCGAGGGCUUUCGCGAGCGCGAGAGGCUCAAACAGGAGGCCAACUUCUACGGCUUACCCGGCCUGGAGCGGGCUAUUCUGGAGAACUCCGAGGCCGGGCAAACUGGCGGCGCGACCGGCAAACGCACGCCUGGUUACAUCACCAUCGGCUAUCGGGGUAGCUUCGCCUUCGGUCGCGAGGGUCUGGCCGACGUCAAGUUCCGGAAGCUCUCGAGGAUCCUCGUGUGCGGCCGCGUGGCGCUCUGCCGGGACGUCUUCGGCGAGACGCUGAACGAGAGCCGCGAUCCCGACCACGGCAUGUCCGACCGCUACACGUCGCGCUUCUUCCUCAAGCACAGCGUCAUCGAGCAGGCCUUCGAUAUGCUGCAGGAGCAGGGCUUCAGGCUGGCGGGUAGCUGCGGCUCCGGCACUGCCGGCGGCAACUCCGAACAGCUGAAACCCGGCGUGGACUCCGAGGAGAACCGUUGGAACCACUACAACGAGUUUGUCUUCGUGCGCGACUAAGCCUACGCAGAUCCUUUUCACCGCGCAUUCCGUUCAUCAAUCGCGAGCGUCGUCGACGGCCCGCGUAUUGUAAACGUGCGGAACGACACGAGCGCGGAAGGAAGACUUCUUUGGGUACACUCGGCGGAAACGGAAACGUUCACGGGGACACGCGUGUCUAACACGUGGGCCCGUAACGUGCGAUAAACGCGAGACUCUCUCGUUGAUAUAGCGUACGCCGGAUACAUAAUAAGGUCGAGAGAAGGAAAGAGAGAGAGAGAGAGAGAAAUGAGGAGUCCAAGUUUAACGGAGAUUAACGCGCGAAUGAAAGCGUCGGACAGGGUAGUUUCUAGCGAAGUUCCUAGUUCAUUUCUUCUCGCGAGAAAAAUUCUUCCCGCAGGGCUAUCAGUGUCAUCACGCCGAUUUCCGAAACACCUCGUCCGAUAAUAACGAGCAACAGCCGUCGGUCUUCUGAAACAUUGAAUUCCCGAGAUACCUUGACCUUCAUCGAUUCUUACGUCGGAAUAAAGAGGGGGAAGAAAGACAGAAUCAGGUGGAAGAUACGACUGAUUUUCUUGGAUCAUCGUCUUUUCGAUGAGACGCUUACCCGAAACAUUAACUACGUUCACGUAACCGAGGAAUUGAGGCUUCACAUUCAACGCAACCUCGUCUAAUUUGCUACACGACUACACCGGGGACUUUUGAAUGUCGCUCGCUGAUGCCAUGGAACAAGGUGCAGCGUGGAAGAUUACGGACAACGAGUCGACAUCGGAGCGUAACAGUCCGAGGGUGUUUGUUCUAAAGCAGAGACAACUCGUAAUUGUACAUCCUUCACGUGUAACUGGAUGUUCAGAUGUAUAUGAGCUUGAUUCGCGGCAAUAGAGUCCAAAGUUCCUUCGAAUAUUAUUGUUACCUCGCGCGGCGGGAACGCGCCGGAUUGAGACUCUCAUUUUUAUCCCAAGUCUGUAACUCGUUCCGUUGCGCUGCCGUGAGGGAAGGUCGUUUUAUUAAAAAGCAGUCUCGCGUAAAUCCAGCUGACGAAAGGUGCUAAUGUCGGGCGGUAUAUCAUCGGUAUAACGUGGGAAGGACGCGGGGGGAAGAGAGAAAAGCGGAUCGGGGGAACGAAGCUGACUUGAUGUUGAAAUAUCCGUGGACGGACGCGACUUGGUCACUUAAAAAGGAAGACAGUGUCAGAGACGCGCCGGUGAUAAACGCCGCCGAGAGCGACGGGCGAGAAAAUAUAAGGAAGUUGCUCGAACGCAAGACGUGGUUGAGAGUAUCGGGGCCGACGCUAUUUUUCACUAACGUCGGGAGGAAAUUGAAAAAAAAAGGCAAUGGAAAAAUUCAACGAUCGAUGAAGAGUAACGAAAUCGUCGCUUAAAAGAAGUUCGCAGCGCUACUUUGCCGAGUAGUUAAUGUCGAUAAAUAGCCGGUCCGAGAAAUCACGGUUGCUAGUCGGGUUAGUAGUUAACGGUAUGCUACUAUCGAACGAUUCCUUUAAACAGGCUUACCCGAAGAAGCAACUGCGAGGAUUGGGAGAAAAGAAAACGAUAGAUCUUAGCUUCUAGCAAAAUGUUGUUUCCGGAUAAACUCAGCUUAAACAGGGCGACUAGCUUCGUUCCCGACGGGGAGAGACGCUUGUAGAAUGCGUGUGCUUACAAGCCGACACGAUGUUAAGCACGCUAUUCAAACGAUGGAACGCCAGACACGUCUCCCUUCCUCUCUCUCUCUCUCUCUCUCUCUCUCUCUCCUUUCGUUCGAAAUUCUCUUUUUUCUGUAAAGUGGAACAAACAUAAAUGUGACAGGCAAUUUGUAGUUUUCGAUCUGUUGGAGUCGCGGGGACAUCGAAAAGCUACGAAAGCGAAAUGUCGCCGGGAAUUUACAAUAAAUUCCACGUUGUAAGAUGCGAAAAAAGUCGGAAACAAAAGCAAGAUUCGAGUAUUUCCCCUUCUCGAGUGUCUCCGAAUCUCGAAUGCGAUUUCUCUCGAAAUGUGUUUUUUGUAAAUAACGAUACAAAAAGUUGGAGGAGAGGAUUCGCGCGAGUGAGAGAAUUACAAGCUGCGAAAGAAGCGAGCGUUUUUAUCAGUCGCAGCAAUUUUUCAGCUCUCAGACGUACUUGAAUCGCAAAACGAAUAUAUCGAUUCCCUUCACCGUCUUCGUGGCUCUUCCGUAGAAUUAUCCGAAGAUAACACGUUUUCAUUAUGCAGACUAGCUCUAAUUGUUGUGAGCUGCGAGGCACGCGACGUAUCGUUCGCUCGUGCAUUUUAAUUUACGGCUAAUUAUUUGCGUGCCCAGCGCGACGAAAGAAUUCAUCGCGAUGAUAAUCUCGUUGCAACAGGUUAUCGUGUAACGGACUGUGUUCAGCGAUCGUUCGAGAGAACGCCGACGGCGCUGAACGGCGAGGCAGAUAUCGGGUAUCAUGCUGGUUUCUUCUUAUCGCGGAGGUGUACAAUGUCGCAGAUUUUCUUAGGUUCCGACCGACGCGCGAUAAAUCUUGUAACAAUGGUUCUUACAUCGUAACGAUUUUUAUUAUCAAUAAUCGAUGGAUGCAUGACGCCGCGCACUCAGAGAAAGAAUUAGUCGUCGGAACUAAAAAAAUAUAGUAGCUGUGUCUUUGAAAUAAGGACAGCUAAUGUCGUUGUUACCGCGAUUGAAUUUAUUAGCUGUUUGAAUUGAGAUGCUAUAGCGAAAAAUAUUAGUUAAAUCGUAUUAAAAUCAUAUUCACAUUCUCCACUAGUUUUUUUUUUUUUCUUUUUUAACAGAAACUGUCUUCAACUCGUACAUGGGCGCGUGACUUUUUUGAGAAAUAAAACAACUGCUGUUUACGGCUGAGAUUCUCAAGUAUUAUUGACACUAAAAUCAAGAAUAAGAGGAAUAAGUUAUCGAAAACGCCAAUGUCGCAGAUAAAAACGAAACGGAGAAAUACUUCGUUUAUUCAUGAAUCAGUUUGAUCUCCACGCAUCCACUUACGAGUUAGUGUAUGCUGAUUUUAUCUGAAAUUUAGCCAUUGAUUUGGAAGCCUACUUGAUUUAUCGCUAUAUCAUACUUGAGAUAGCGAACACGGCUGGAAUACGGCUGAACGUCAUGCGUUCCAUCCUUGCUAUAUCGUAUUUGAAAAGCACGGUUAAGCACUGAUGAACUCUAGUUAUUCUGUCGCAAUCACCUUAGGUGUUACUUAAGUACCGCUUCGUCGAUUGAUAUAAAUGCCUUUCGUAUUGCCCGUACAUGAUAUAAUCAGCAUAGCUGAGCAGUCUUAGUUUAUUCGUGCUAAUAAUUCCCGCUAAAAUAAAGUUACAUUUGGCAGCCAACUUUUAGCAAUGACGGCAAAGUUCGAACCAAUAGUAGCUGCCGUUACUAAGCCAUUUCUCUGAGUGCGAUAUAAAACCCGUCUGAAAUUCUAUCGUAUUUAAUUCCUCCCUCGAGUUUCAAUCGUGUCAGAAAUGCGAAAGACUCAUCGGGGCGACCGUACUCUUGCUCUUUAUAAUUGUGACACGAUCGGAAACGAUUCCCCUGCGAUAAUGCGUAUCAUUGCCGUUUAUUGUUAGUACGUGGCUCGUCGAACGACGCAUCUGCGUCCCCGUGGUAGAUUGAUUUAUAAUGACGUUACGUCCGGGUUGUCGUGCGAGUUAUGCGUGUCAGCGCGAGGAGUUAUACCUAAUCGGAUGGCCCGACACGCUCAAUUUCAGAAAAUUUAAUUCAUCCAUAUCGCGCUUUCUGUUCGCCGAGAUGAAACGGAUAAUUCUUCGCGAUUAAGAUAUUUUGCGGGCGGCGCUGCUUGUCACGUGAAGGCGGAGAGGCCAUGCUUGUCGCGUGUUAGGCGAAAAGAAAGACAUAUUAUUUUGCGCGCGACAAAGCGUGGGGAGCGAACGACGAUUUCUUCUUUUUCUGUCGAAUUUUCUGGCGAAACGCGUGAGAUCAGUUUUCAGACGAUUGAUCACGAUUAAGACGAGAUCGCGCCGUUAGAUCCGGAAGAUUCUCUGUCGAUUAUAAUAUCGGGGUGAUGAUCGUUAUUACUCCAUUAGUAAGUCGCGCGCGCGACGCCUACUUCCAUUUAAUCUGUACAAAUAAAGACAUUCAGGUAAAUCAAACUUGUAAGAUAGUAGACGGACAUUGCAGGAUUAAUGUAAGAAAAUCUCACACGUAGCGACUAUAAAAUACGAUUUACUUUUACUACCGCACGAGUUUUAGUCCUCUUUCCAACGGCACAUAUCAUCCGGAAAUUCGUUUCUUACGUAUCGUCUUACGUAUUAUUUAACACACACUCAAUGUGCGCGGAGUUUUACCGAAUUUCACGUGGGAAUUAUAAUUUGAUCCGUGGACACGACCGUGACACAGUGACAUGUAAAAAUUGGGCCCAAAGCAAGUAUUCAUUGCGACGCGCAGAGCGCGCCAGUUAGUUACCCAUUAUUGACGGUUCAUUUCGAAAAUUAGUCUUCGUUGUCGCGUUAGAAUCAACGAUCGACUUCAGAUAUAUUAUAUUGUCAAAUAGAACUAUAAACUGUAUUUUCUGAUAUUGAUUUCUAAGAUACUGCGAGCGAUUUUCAAAUGCAGCGCAUGGACAUGUGAACGCGUGGGUAUUAAAUCCUAAAAGUAUCUAACGCGUGGUACUAAAAUCCUAAAAGUAUCGUAAUGCGUUCGUUCAAUUAUAUUCGUAGAACCAUCUUAGCUGAAGUCCUCCUUUCAAACGAACGUCACAUGCUCUUGCGCAGGAGUCGCAUAAAAGAUAGUAUACAUUUUCGUCAAGAACCUUAGAAGAUAAGUUGUCUUCCUAUAUCCGCGUAAGAACGUUUAUUUACUCGCAUCGAAAUGUUUUCCCGGCGUAAUUACGCGUACGUGGAAAACUAUGCCGAUUAGAAUCCGUGAUAUAGAGGCUCUAUUUCGUAGAUUAGAAGCAGUAUUAUACAACUCGCCGCGAGGGUGGGCGAGUCUCGAGCGUGCGAAUUUGGCAGAACUCGAAAGUCCUUCCGAGUCCCGUCAGAUUUCGUCCACGUUCGAAUUUCCUCAAAAACGAUCGAGGCCAUUCAAAGUCUUAGCAUUAUAAAGUUCGGUAAUUGGAUGAAAUACUCCACCGAGUAUUACUCGAUACACCUUAGCACCUCAGUUUAGCUCUUUAACGCCUGGUGUCUGAUGGAAUUCGAAUUUCUCGAAGCCGGAUUUUGGUGUUAAUUUUUAAUCGAUUAUUUACCUUGUCGCGUAAGCUCCGCGAAAUUCUUUUCUUCGAAACGAGGCUUCCGUGAAUUCCACCAAAGAUCUUGAGAUUCCAAGUUUUUAUUUAUAAGAUAUAAUAAGGAAUAUAUAGACAGCAGGGAGAAAAAUAGUUGACCACGAUCGGAUCAUUUUUCAAACUAUAUCCACACUGGAAGACAUCUUUGUGCAAUCCGCCUAUCCGCGAUGACGGAAUAAUUUGUCCGUUUCUUUUCGUCCACAAUUAGGAGAGAGGUACUAAUUUAAAAAAUAUUACGUGCGCGUUCUCUAAUAAUUAACGUUUGGUUGACGAGAGGAAUUCUUUGCACGAUGGUUUCGACGUUCUUGGAGAAAUGGUCCGAGCGAAAAAUCGCGCGAAUCGUGAAAGAAGCAUUCGAUUCCCUUGUUCGAGACUCGUAACCCACUUAUUGAGGAGAAAUUCAACGAGUAGAAUCAGAACGGUAGCGUGUAAGACUGUGGCGAUAUGGAAUUAUUGUACAUAUAUAUACGUACACCUAAGUGAAGAGAAAUAAAAGAACGAGACGAAA
Dinoponera quadriceps is the source of this 6978-nucleotide messenger RNA. It is a transcript of the gene Ktl, whose product is annotated as BTB/POZ domain-containing protein KCTD16. The transcript has a single exon. The record is from RefSeq and is a predicted model, not a curated record. Bases 527 to 1267 code for a protein of 246 amino acids. NCBI's taxonomy places the organism in Eukaryota, Metazoa, Arthropoda, Insecta, Hymenoptera, Formicidae. Gene Ontology annotation, molecular function: protein binding. Gene Ontology annotation, biological process: protein homooligomerization.